This is a messenger RNA of Gadus macrocephalus (Pacific cod), 3709 nucleotides long. It is a transcript of the gene fyb1b, whose product is annotated as FYN binding protein b. Gene Ontology annotation, biological process: protein localization to plasma membrane; integrin-mediated signaling pathway; T cell receptor signaling pathway. The record is from RefSeq and is a predicted model, not a curated record. Gene Ontology annotation, molecular function: protein binding. Gene Ontology annotation, cellular component: plasma membrane. Bases 273 to 2630 code for a protein of 785 amino acids. The transcript is spliced from 19 exons. Lineage: Eukaryota; Metazoa; Chordata; Actinopteri; Gadiformes; Gadidae.
AAUGCAUUCACAUACAAACUGUGGAGAGAGGAAGUAGAUAGUCAUUAGCAUUGCCCCUGUUGCACACAUAGACACACACAGAUACAAACAGAGACUUGACAUCCAGGCUCAGAUAUAGACCUCAGUGUGUGUGUCUGUGUGUGUAUGGGUGUGUGUUUGUGUGUGUAUUUGUGUCUGUUAGUGUGUCUUUAUGACAGCCUUGGUAACUCAUUCACACUCACACACUCAUCAGCACUCUCUCACAGAAGUCUGGGAUUAUUGCCGUCCUGAAAAUGGAAUCAGAUGUGAAAGCCAUCAGGGCUCGCUUCCAGGCCGCUCAGACCGCCAGCCCCCAGACAGACAGCACAGGGUCUCCCUCUCAUCCCGGACGUCUCAAGACGCCCUUGCAUCCCACCCUGUCCUCCUCCUCCACCUCCUCCUCCACUCCCCCCUUCUUGCUGCCCAAGAAGCCUAGCUUUGAUGGCCCCUCCAGCGGAACCUUUCCUUCAAAACCCGCUUUCCCUAAACCCUCGUCCACCUCCUCCUGCAAAGGAGCUCCACGUGGAGGCCAGGAGACGGCCAAGGCUCUGGCCGGCCGCUUCUCCGUGCCCCAGGAGGAACACAGCGGCAGCGGCAGCAGCGGCAAGCCCUUUCCACGCGGCCACCCCGAGCCCACGCUCCCCAAACCCAAACUCCCCGUCCUGAAGCCCCCCGUCGGUGCCCCCCUCACUGAGUCGCGACCUGCCUUCCACAAGCCGCCCCCUGUGAUGCCCACGACCGUCAAGCCCUCCUGGGUGAGAGACGGCGGCGGCGACGGCGGCGGCGGCGGUGGCGGCGCUGGUGGUACAGCCUCCAAUCACGGCAACCAGAUGUGCAAGGCGCCCCCGGCGCAGCAGAAACCGAGCAGCGCCGUCACGAAGACAUGGCUGCACGGCGAGGACGCCAAAGCGGAGUCCGAGAACAAACACAUCAACUUCUCGGCCUCCCGGCUGCCCAUGGGCUUCACCAUCGCCCCCAUCAGCGCUUCCGGGGCGAUGGCGAUGGAGAAGACGAAGCCGAACCCGCCGAAGGCGGCGGACGCCAGGAAUUCCACCCCUCCUCCGAAGCCUCUGGUCAAUAAGAAGCCUGGUAGUUUCAUCAGGAGGAACUUGGACUCCCGUCCGGCUCCUCAGCAAAAUGGGGGGGAUCCGGACGGGGCGCCCAGGAGGAACCCCCUGCCCAACCCCCUGCUGCUCGGCCCGCCGCCCGCCAAACCCAGCCGCCCGCCCCGGGUCAACCUGGACCGCUUCAGGGGACAGGCCAAAGGCCCUGAUCAGGGACCAGUCAUUGUCCCGCCUCCACCAGCUUCUCACCCCAGUAACGAAAGCAACGGUGGUGUGACCCCGCCCUUAUCUGCUCAGCCCAUGGCUCCAAGUCUGCCACCCCGACACCCGGGGAUUAGUGAACCGGAUCCAGAGGAAUACGAUGAUGUGGGCUUGAUUAAAACUGCUCCACCCCCACCACCCUCAACCGAAGGUCGACCACGGCUCGUGUCCAAGCCACAAGAUGACGAGAGCGAUGGUGAGACGUAUGAAGAACUAGAUGAACGAUGGGAAGCAGCAGAGCAAGAAUCGAAAGAAAAGCAGAAGGAGGAGAAAAAGCGACUGGAAGCUGAAAAGAAAGAGCAGAAAGAGAGAGAGAAGAAGGAGAACGAGGCCCGCAAAAAGUUUAAACUGGUGGGCCCCCUUGAGAAGAUGCACCAGGUCAAGGUGUUGGUGGAAUGCAAGGGCAGUAAGACGGACCUGGCCCUGAAGAAGGGGGACUGUGUGGACAUCAUUCGUGUCCAGGACAACCCGGAGGGGAAGUGGCUGGGUCGGCUGGCAAACGGCUCCAUCGGCUAUCUGAAGAACGACUGUGUGGAGGUGGACCUGCAGAGCUGGAAGCAGCAGCAGCAGGGCCCCCAGCCCCCCCAGGAGAUUGAUGAUCAGGAGGUUUACGACGAUGUGGACGUCUCCAACAACCACCCCGACAGUGGGAUCAGAGGAUCAAGAGUCAUUUUACCGCCGCCACCAGACGACACUGAGGAGAUAUAUGACGAUGCUAUCGAUGCCAGUCUGGACGUCAGCGUUUUGGAAGCUCCAAAGUCUUCUCCAAAGACUCUACUUCUACGGAUGUUUGAGAAGAAGAAACCUGCUGCCGGCGCAAAUGAAGUGCCUCCGCCCAGCCAGUUCACUGCGAAAGGACAACCAGGAGCAUUGAUCGAUGAUGAAAUCUACGACGAUAUUGACUCGCAGGUGGUUCCUCCUCCCCUCCCGGUCAGCAGUCAUCCACCAACAAAAAAAACUAAGAUGGAGGAAAUCGAUCCAAAGCGACAGAAAAAGUUGGAAAAAGAGGAAAAGGAAUUCAGAAAAAAGUUUAAAUAUGAAGGGGAGAUUCAGGUUCUUUACCAGGUGACCAUCAUACCUACAUUAACGCUGAAGAAGCUUAAUGGGAAAGAUCUGCCGGUGAAACCCGGGGAGACGCUUGAUGUCAUCGUGAAAGCCGUGGAUAACAAACUUGUUUGCCGCAACGAAGAGGGAAAAUUUGGCACUGUUCUAACCAGCCAUAUUGUCACAGACGAUGGGGACAUAUAUGACGACAUUGGAGACGAAUGCAUCUAUGACAACGACUGAAGGAAGACAAUAAACUGGGAUUUAUUUUCGACAGGCUUUGUUGAAUUAUUCCCUUUUGGUAUAACUUGUUUCAUGUUGUUUGAUUAUUUAUUACGUGCAAAGAUAUUACAACCAAUCACAAGAGCAGCAUUCUAAGGCCCCACACACACAAUUUUUUUUCCGUUUGGAUUCGUGUGGACGCCAGAUACGCAAACGAUGGCGUCAUCGCCCCCCCACCACGAAGGAAACUGUUCUUUUCAGCUCCCUAGCCAUGCACACCUUUCAACACUUAUGUUGAAACAACACACACACACACACCUAUAAUCCACUCAUGCAUACACACUCCACACUACGGACUUACUGACUUCCACAUCCCAUACUUUUAUUAUAAGUUGAGCACUUGGAUUGGUUUGAUUAAAAUACUUAUUUUGAUUGGGAAACUGUUGUCUCCCGUCUUUUUGUUGUGUAGCCUGGCGCCCCUAGGCCAGGUGCGUAACAAAGUUUGAUUUUUGUAGCUUUAAAUACAGCCCCUUGCUAAAUUGUAUUACUAACUCUAAAGUUAGUAAUACAUACAAUACUAAAAAGUAUUCUCUGCAAAAUCUAAAAGGUUUAAAAACUGCUUUCUACGCUUGUCUUCUUCUUUUAAUGGUGGAGAAUCAGCGCCACACAGUGGCCCUGAAUAUAUACCACAGCGUUUCUACAGCUAGAUGCGAUUUCGCAAUGAGUCUGUCUUUACGGAGAUAUUCCUGAAACGCAUCAAAGGAAAACGGAGGGGAAAAGAUUGUUGUCGCAAGUGUGGACGGGGCCUUAGGUAGAGCCGAUACUUGUACAGUCUCACACUGUGAGACUGUAUAAGUCUGACACUUGGUAUAUCUGGGGAAGGAGAUAUUGUGUUCAGUAAGCUACAAAUGCACAGACAAACUAAUUUUCUACUGUAAAAUAAAUAUUUAUCGCUGAAUAUUAUUUGCUGAACACACCACCUGAAAAGUAACUAACGAAAGUGGGGUUGUUGUCACCCUUUUGAAAUGUCACAACAUUAUUGUGAAUUUGGUUGAUUUUGUCAGUUAACUUCCUGUUUGAAAUAAAAAAAAUUAAAGCUA